GCAGAGGAUUGAUUCUGGACUGUACUACCCUUCACUCUGUCUAUAAAGAAGGAGAUAUUUUUGUAGCCACCUCUCUCUGAUAUUUCAGCUUAAACCCUAGCGAGCCGCAUUGCUCUUCCCUCUUCCAUUCGGAACUCAGUUACUCCAAGUUUAGGCAGCAGUCAUAAUGGCGUUUUCUACUACGGUUGGAAAUGUCUUGAGGCAGGGUGCUGCUCGCAGCACACAAGCACCUGUUGCAUCCAUGCUUAAUUAUAUUCGCUGCAUGUCUUCAAGCAAGCUUUUCAUUGGAGGCCUUUCGUACGGAGUUGAUGACCAGUCUCUUAAGGACGCAUUUACUAAUUUUGGAGACGUGGUUGAGGCAAGGGUUAUAACUGAUAGAGACACCGGAAGAUCAAGGGGAUUUGGAUUUGUCAACUUCUCCAGUGAUGAGUCUGCAAGUAAGGCACUGUCUGCAAUGGACGGGCAGGAUCUAAAUGGGCGAAACAUUAGGGUAUCUUAUGCAACUGAUAGAUCUUCUGGACCACGACCUGGUGGUGGUGGUGGUUUUGGUGGUGGUGGUUAUGCACCUCGUAAUGGCGGUGGCGGUGGUUAUGGUGGUGGUGGUUGGUGAUCCAAUAUAUUCUAAAUUUUCUGGUGCUCGUGCUUAGUUUUGAGAUUUAAUGUUUAUGCCUAAAACUUCGAUUAAGGUAGCUAGUGGAAUGCCGUGUUUUCUUCGGUAACAUUUCUUGGUUACGUUAUUCUAACGACUUUUAUGG
Molecule: messenger RNA, 755 nt
Organism: Vigna umbellata (rice bean)
Lineage: Eukaryota; Viridiplantae; Streptophyta; Magnoliopsida; Fabales; Fabaceae
Product: glycine-rich RNA-binding protein 4, mitochondrial
Molecular function (GO): RNA binding
Source: RefSeq, a predicted model, not a curated record